AUGCCCUCCACUACGAAGCGCCAGGGAGUCGAUCCCUCCUCCACUACCACUACCACUUCUACCGCUCGCGAUCUUGAUCGGCGCGAACACUCCCCCGCUGACGACGACCAUCUCCAACACACCGCUACCUCCACCACUGGCCGUGAGGAAGAUGAAGAUGACGAUGACGACGAUGACUACACCUCCUCAUCUGGGUCUAGCGAUAGUGACAGCGACAGCGACGACGAUGAGGAAGAUGAAGAAGUAAACCAGAAGAAGACCACUACUACCUCCGACGACAUGCCGCGCAUUCCUGCUAUACCUAAACCUCGUAUCGGCCGCAUUAACAAAAACCCUGACCUACUGUCCCGACUAUCGGCUUUCCUGCCACAGAUGAAAACUGCGAAUGAGAAGCUCGAACAGGAGAUUGCGGCGGGAAGGGCGAAGGAUGUGCAACUGGAAAUUGAUGGGGAUGAUGAUGACGAGGACGAGGACGAGGAUAUGGAGGGAAAGCGGUAUAUUGAGAUGAAUCUGGGACUAGGUGUGCUCGAAGAGAAGCGGCCCGGUGAUGAUAACGAGGAAGAUCAUCUCGAGUCGCAGGGUGGUCAGGACAAUCAACAUGUUCUGCCUGAGAGGCCGAAAUCUGGCAAGGACUCGAAUGUGCUGGAUACUUUGAUGGGCAAUGCGGAGUCUUCAGCGGAGAAGGAGAAGCCGACGAUUGAGGAGAUAUAA
Molecule: messenger RNA, 711 nt
Organism: Aspergillus tubingensis
Lineage: Eukaryota; Fungi; Ascomycota; Eurotiomycetes; Eurotiales; Aspergillaceae
Product: NOPCHAP1/New4 family protein
Exons: 2
Coding region: 1-711 (236 amino acids)
Biological process (GO): box C/D snoRNP assembly
Source: RefSeq, a predicted model, not a curated record